AUGCUGGCGGCGUUCCUCGCGGCGCUCGUCUUCUUCCAUUCCUCCGAGUUCCUCCUCGCGCUCUGGUCCACCGGCAAACCCGACCUCCGAUCCUUCCUAUUCUCGCGGGAGUAUCUGCUCGCCAUGGCAGCAGCGCUCACUGAAUACGCCCUCGAGACCGCCCUCUUCCCAGCCUUCAAGCGCCGCCUGUGGCCCGUGGCGUGGGUGGGGGGGGCGCUGGUGGUGGCGGGGGAAGUGGUGCGCAAGGCAGCCAUGGUGACGGCGGGGCGGAGCUUCACUCAUGAUAUUCAGACGGAGAAGAGGCGCGAGCACCGAUUGGUCACUCACGGGCUGUACAGGUGGGUGCGGCAUCCAGGCUACACGGGGUGGUUCAUGUGGAGCAUAGCCACGCAGCUGCUGCUCGUCAACCCCCUUUGCACGCUCGCCUUCGCCCUCGUCUCCUGGCGCUUCUUCGCCGUGCGCAUCCCGUGA
Molecule: messenger RNA, 471 nt
Organism: Closterium sp. NIES-65
Lineage: Eukaryota; Viridiplantae; Streptophyta; Zygnematophyceae; Desmidiales; Closteriaceae
Source: the annotation of a GenBank genome assembly